CAGUCAAUGUGUUUCAAGAGUUGGGAGUUACAGUAACCAACUGCAACUACUUGUCUCUUCUGAAACCAUGGCUAAAGCUCUAAACUUGAUACCCACCUCAACUUUCCCGCCAUUUUCAUGCCCCAGGAGACUACCCAGCAGGAGAUUAUUGUCUGUUAGAGCCACAACAGAGUCCCCAGAGACACCCACAAGCUCAGUUCAAGUAAAGACUGAACCUUUAACAUUUGCUCCUCCACCCGAUUUCAAGCCUCCGGAGCCCAAGCGGUUCGGAGUCCGACCCGAUAAGACUUUGGACGUCUUGGGUGCUUCUCUUGCCAUAUUCUUUCGUUUGGGUUGUGGCGUUUUUGUUUCUGGGUAUUCGUUUUCGAUUGUUUCAAAGGAUGAAAUUCCUUCAGACCAGUAUGCUCUCGAUUUUAAUGAUUCCAAGGUCAAGGAAACUUCAAAAUUAGGACCCCGUCCUGAGAAGCCUAUUGAGAUAUACGAGUUUGAAGGCUGUCCAUUCUGCCGGAAGGUUAGGGAAAUUGUUGCAGUACUGGACCUUGAUGUUAUAUUUUAUCCGUGCCCAAGAAAUGGUCCAAACUUCCGUCCAAAGGUUGGGGAGAUGGGCGGAAAAAAGCAGUUCCCUUACAUGGUUGAUCCAAACACCGGAGUUUCAAUGUACGAAUCUGAUGACAUAAUCAAGUACUUGGUUGGGAAGUAUGGUGAUGGAAAUGUUCCUAUUGCAUUGUCACUUGGUUUAUUGACGACUCUGACUGCCGGCUUUGCUCUGCUUGGUCGGUCAGGAAAGGGAAGUAUCUAUACUCCAUCAAGACUACCACCGAAACCAUUAGAAGUAUGGGCGUACGAGGGAUCGCCUUUCUGCAAACUUGUACGUGAAGUCCUCGUAGAGUUGGAACUGCCUCACUUAUACGUUAGCUGUGCACGUGGCAGCCCAAAACGACAGAUACUAUAUCAGAAAACCGGACGUUUUCAGGCACCUUACUUAGAAGAUCCCAAUACUGGGGUGCAAAUGUUUGAAAGUGCAGAAAUUAUCGAAUAUCUAAAAGCAACUUAUGCUCUUCCAUGAGCAAUAUAUUAAAGGUUGAGAAUCACAAUGGAUGAGGGGAUAUAGAAGAGCGUCUAUUGUAAUAUUUCAUAUGUUUAUCUCCAUACUAAAUAAAUUAUUUCGGUGGGCUGUUGGGACAACACAUUAGAAAUCUCAUCUUCCGAACAAGGGACAACACAUUAAAGAUCUCAUCUUCUGAACUAGGGACCAGACCUAGUUUAUAUCUUCUGAACUGGCCCCAGAAACCCAUCACAAGCACCAGAACAGGACAUAGCCUUGCAUAUUGGUGUCCAUGAGUUGGGAACCAAACCAUGUGUAGCAAUGGAAGGUAGUAUUUGUCUUGAAGAAUAAAGCUGAAGGGGGAAUGGCUUUGAGCAUAUAAUUGUUUGUACCGGUGAUACAUGGAUACAUGUGCAUAUAGCCUUGUAUUUUAGGCUUGUGUGGGUUAAGCUGUUGAGGAACAAUGACAUCCUUUCAUCCUUUGUGCUCUCCUAGCAAAGGAUAACAUGUUCAUGAUACCCAAUCUGAAUUGGCUAUUCAUCAUGUCCUAGCAAAUGUCUAAACUGGGGAUGUAGGUUCGCUAUUAUUGUAGGUUC
Molecule: messenger RNA, 1641 nt
Organism: Argentina anserina (silverweed cinquefoil)
Lineage: Eukaryota; Viridiplantae; Streptophyta; Magnoliopsida; Rosales; Rosaceae
Exons: 13
Coding region: 68-1066 (332 amino acids)
Cellular component (GO): chloroplast
Source: RefSeq, a predicted model, not a curated record